Messenger RNA from Pichia kudriavzevii, 1377 nucleotides. RefSeq lists its product as uncharacterized. Gene Ontology annotation, biological process: translational elongation; translation. The record is from RefSeq and is a predicted model, not a curated record. Gene Ontology annotation, molecular function: translation elongation factor activity; GTPase activity; GTP binding. The transcript has a single exon. Lineage: Eukaryota; Fungi; Ascomycota; Pichiomycetes; Pichiales; Pichiaceae. Bases 1 to 1377 code for a protein of 458 amino acids.
AUGGGUAAGGAGAAGCAACACGUUAACGUCGUCGUUAUUGGUCACGUCGAUUCUGGUAAGUCCACUACUACCGGUCACUUGAUUUACAAGUGUGGUGGUAUUGACAAGAGAACCAUUGAAAAGUUUGAAAAGGAAGCAGCAGAAUUAGGUAAGGGUUCCUUCAAGUACGCUUGGGUCUUGGAUAAGUUAAAGGCAGAAAGAGAAAGAGGUAUCACUAUUGAUAUUGCUUUAUGGAAGUUUGAAACUCCAAAAUACCACGUUACCGUUAUUGAUGCUCCAGGUCACAGAGAUUUCAUCAAGAACAUGAUUACUGGUACCUCUCAAGCUGAUUGUGCUAUUUUGAUUAUUGCUGGUGGUGUCGGUGAAUUCGAAGCUGGUAUCUCCAAGGAUGGUCAAACUAGAGAACACGCUCUAUUGGCUUUCACCUUAGGUGUUAGACAAUUGAUUGUUGCUAUUAACAAGAUGGAUUCCGUUAAAUGGGAUGAAAACAGAUUUGAAGAAAUUGUCAAGGAAACCCAAAACUUCAUCAAGAAGGUUGGUUACAACCCAAAGACUGUUCCAUUCGUUCCAAUCUCUGGUUGGAAUGGUGACAACAUGAUUGAAGCAUCCACCAACUGUCCAUGGUACAAGGGUUGGACUAAGGAAACCAAGGCAGGUGUUGUUAAGGGUAAGACCUUAUUAGAAGCAAUCGAUGCUAUUGAGCCACCUGUCAGACCAACCGAAAAGCCAUUAAGAUUACCAUUACAAGAUGUUUACAAGAUUGGUGGUAUUGGUACUGUGCCAGUCGGUAGAGUCGAAACCGGUGUCAUUAAGCCAGGUAUGGUUGUCACUUUUGCUCCAGCAGGUGUCACCACCGAAGUCAAAUCCGUUGAAAUGCACCAUGAACAAUUAGAACAAGGUGUUCCAGGUGAUAACGUUGGUUUCAACGUUAAGAACGUCUCUGUCAAGGAUAUCAAGAGAGGUAACGUUUGUGGUGACUCCAAGAACGACCCACCAAUGGGUGCAGCUUCCUUCAAUGCUCAAGUCAUUGUCUUGAACCACCCUGGUCAAAUUUCCGCUGGUUACUCUCCAGUCUUGGAUUGUCACACUGCCCACAUUGCAUGUAAGUUCGACGAAUUAAUCGAAAAGAUUGACAGAAGAACUGGUAAGUCUGUUGAAGACCAUCCAAAGUCCGUCAAGUCUGGUGAUGCAGCUAUCGUCAAGAUGGUCCCAACCAAGCCAAUGUGUGUUGAAGCUUUUACUGAAUACCCACCAUUAGGUAGAUUCGCAGUCAGAGAUAUGAGACAAACCGUUGCUGUCGGUGUUAUCAAGUCCGUUGAAAAGGUCGACAAGGCAGGUAAGGUCACCAAGUCCGCUGCUAAGGCUGCAAAGAAAUAA